This is a messenger RNA of Spirometra erinaceieuropaei, 8496 nucleotides long. Lineage: Eukaryota; Metazoa; Platyhelminthes; Cestoda; Diphyllobothriidea; Diphyllobothriidae. The record is from the annotation of a GenBank genome assembly.
AUGCACAAUCACCGCUGCAGGACCGACGUCACCCUGGACGUUCUAACCACCAGGUUAGCUUGCAUGCCUCGAAGCUUCUUGGAUGGGGGUAGCUUGCUAUAUUUCUAAACUAGUUGCGUGUUAAGUAAAAUUGCCGGAUUGAUCGAUAUAACAGAGGCGCGUUUUGUAGAUAAGGGGGAACGGUUAGUCUAAUUCCACCAAAUCUAAGACUGACAAGUUUCAAAGCAAAGAAGUUAGAAAACACUCCCGUGGACUUGCCGCUGAAUCAACCUGCUCCCAUACGGGAAAUAAUGGAGCCCAUUUUCAACUUUUAUUCAGAAUUAUGGCAGCUUUUCCCCUAUAUCGCUGUUGCAUAGUGCGUUUGACUAAUUCGAUACCUUGGCUUAGCAGUUGUCUGGUUUUGCUUCUCUGCGUUGUAUAAGCAGGCCUACACCAUUGACUGUCCUAGACAAGCAGCUAUCGCCUGAAACGAUUCACGUUCAAUACUCUAGUAGGGCUGAUAGGCGUGGCGUUCACUACCCACACAAAGUAACGCGAAAUCAGACAGAGACGUCCCCCCGCAUCCAUCACCUAAGAAGACACCCGUCUCUGACCACGUCACCGACUUUUGGGGCAGAGAUACAUUGCCGCUGAGACACAUGUUUCGUCCAACACCCCUCAGCAUCAUGGUGUCGUGUACACAGUCGUUCGCGACGUCACUCCGAACUGGUGCGGUGUUAUUUGCGACAUUUUUUGCGGGCCACCUCAAUUCGGUUCUCCUUGCCCUCAGCUACAUUUGACGACCUAGGCUAUGGCACCUUUUGACUCUCUGUGGUCAGAUAAUGACGGAUGGGCCCGUAUACAUCCGCCAAUUUCGGCGUGGCGAUUGACUUAGCAGUAGGCUGUUAGUCACGCUUCAUCCUAUGACCAGGAGCCCGCCAAGGCUUGCAAUAUGCAGUUAUUGUGGUUACCUGUCUCCGUACUAUCAUCGUAUCUGCAGCUGUCAGUUGGCUUCUCCGUCAUAAUUGUCCCCCUCCACUACCCUUAACCUCUUCCUCCCGUUCUUACAGGCAGGUACGAUGGACCUCAUUUAAACCAUCUGCAUUAUGCAUGGAGGGGUUUUGGCUUUAAUCCUGGGAAUAUCUUUAUUCAACCUAACACACUCUUGUCGCGCAGUCAUCCUCUCAAGCUACGCCGAGGAAUUUGACGGAGUGAUGUCCGCAAAUAUUUCUAAAGUAUCAGGGUAGAUGCAGCGUGGAACGCCCAGUCCACAGAGGCUAUUCACUCCUCGUGUGUGGAUUCAUUCAAGACUAAACUCGUCACGAGUUUAUCUCUUAAAUCUCCCUGACACUCACCUGCACUAGUUCGCUUUUAAAUUUGCAUGUUUCUAUAUUACUCAAAACUAUCAUGUACGAUUUUAAGUUGUAGUUCACAUGUAUCAGCAGGUUGCUUACUUCUUUCAUUCUCUAAUGGAAACAGGGCUACGUCUUAUUUCUUAGUCGUACCUGCUAAGGGUUAGGCUAGGGGUGAGGGUUAAGGGAUUAGGGAUUGGGGUUAGGGGUAAGGGGUUGGGGAUGAGAAGUAGGGGUUAUGGGUUUUGUAAUAGAAUCAUUUGUUUGUCCACUUAUUUAUUUCGAGAUCUUUGUUGGGUGCAGUCAAGUGUACAAUUUGAAAAUCAUACCAACUUCCCGAAUGUUGCAUGCCACUGGUUUAUACGAAAACGUACAAUGCCAAUCAAAUAAAUCUUAUGCGUCCAUCUCAAAACCCGAUAUUAGCAAUAUGCGUGAAAUUAACCAAACUCCUUACCUUUACACAGCCACGACCCUGAGAUGACCUCGCGGACGCUCGAGUCUUGGUGGAUAGGAUGCGGAAUGCAGGCACUUAACACCGUCCAUUUUAGUCCGAACUGGAUAUAACGUUCAUAAUCUAACUGGCCCUCGGUGUCUUUGUUUGUCCCCAACACAUAGAGACCACUUAAAUGCCCAUAUUAUGACCAAUAUAACACAUUGUUCAACAAAGAAGUCACUACGGGUCUGUGCAUACUAGUUUUUAGUAGUUUAGUGCCCUGUGUUAGUUAAUUGAGAACCUCACUAGAACUAGAUCAUUAUGCGCACAAGUCUUAUACAGUGGUACCUUAAAUAACCAAGCUGCUCUCUAAUUAAUGGCAUCCUGCUGAUGAAACUAACCCUUUUUUCUUUUCUGGAAAUUCUUAAUCGGAUGUCCUUUCUUGUCCCAUCAUAUCACUGCUCUCACUGUUUGACCGCUUAGACUGCAUAACUUACAGCAAUUACAGAACAGAGCAAGAAAAUUGGAUGUAUGAAUAACUAAACCCGACGAGAAUUCGAGAAAAGAGGGCUGCAGAAAGCGAUCCUGAAUCCGAAAUGCUGUGCAACUACCUCAGGAGAGAUCCAAAUAGCAGACGACAAGCCCUUUCACUGACGACUAGCGAUGGAGUUAAAACCGCUGAUUGCAGGGAGAAGACUGUACAUUUUUCCAAAGUCUUCCCAAUCAGUCUACCCAAAAAAGGCAGGAUUCCUUCCUCCAUCCUCAGAUGAACUACGGACACCAAGCAUAAGCAAUAUACUCUUUUCAGAUUAUUGCAUCCGAAGAUAAGAAGAGACAUUGCACGAAUCGGAGUGUCCAGUACCAGACAAGAUAUUACAAAGUUUGUCAAAUAACUUGCCAGAGAGCUUUCAAUAUCUCCAUUGAUACACUUUGAAAGGUCAUUUUACACUGAGGCACUGUCUAUCGAUUGGACGCUGGCGAAUAUAAUUUCACUAUGCAAGGGCGGUAGCAGGGGCUUUGAAGACAAAUUACAGACCCAUGAGCUUGGGAUUUAUCCUCAGCAAAACUGUAAUGAGGAUCACGAAGAGCGAUUUGGUGAAAUUCCUAGAAGUUCCCGAAUUGCUGCUGAACUGCGAAAACAAGUUUCGAAAAAGAAGAUCCUGCACGACAAAUCUGCUGCAGUCUCUUCAGAGCAGAACGCGAGCUCCCGGUGACAGCCACAUAGUCCACAUCGCAUUCAUUGACUCCCAAAAGGCGUUCGACACUGCACCACACCAGAGACUAUUAUAAAGUCUUGCGCAAGAGACUUGAAAAGACGCACGACGAGACUCAGUACACACUCAAAAUUGAACACCUCAUGGGGUUGUUCGAAUUCUGCCAACAAAUUUUAUUCACUUUCGUUUUAGAGACCUAUGAGCAAAUCAAGGGAACCGCAAUGGAUCCGUCGGUCUCCGGUUUAAUGGCUGAACUGGUCCUAAAGGAGUUAUAAAAGAUUGCCUUUAGCCGACAUGAACCGGUAUUUUGGCGCCGUUAAGUAGACCACACGUUCGUCGUCGUAGAGAAGUACAUGCAGCAACACUUCAACGGCCCCCCUCGCGAGGGGGCUGUGAAGGGGCUGGAGAAGGCACUAUGGCGGGAAAGAUCCCCGAUGUUGCCCCUUCGUGCACGCUCACCGAAAAAACGCGCGGGGAACACCUCGUAUUUGUCGUUUUUACCCCUCCUUACCGUAUCAGACCGUCUGGCGUUACUGCGUAGCCCGAACCCCUUAUUGUUCGCGUUAUAGUCCAGAUCCCCCCUUUCCUAUACCGAUUUUCCCCGGUAUCCAUGCUAUAUCAUACCUUUAUGCCUUCUUGCGAAUCCCUCAUUGCCUGAGUUCUUUUAUUUUAGUCCAGCCCCCCUUUCAAAAGCCGAUUUCCCCACGAUCGUUAACAGACCUUCACGCAUUACUGCGAAUCGUCCAUCGAUGGGCUCUUGCACGAGUCCAAAAGCUCAGAAAUAUAAACAAAGUGUUCCGGUGCUCGAACCCUAUUUUCCUUCUUCUUCCUGUUUAGUAUUUUCACCAUGGCACUUAACUGCCCUGGGACAAUUAUGCCACGGGCAAACAAAAACUUCUUACGCUGACAAGUCCCCCAGUAGCUAUGUUACCUGUACUAAGGUCGCGUAAUCUUGCUGAAACGCACCAUGAUGUGCAGGAAUCUAUAUACUCAAACGAUGAUGCAAAAUAUUAACCCAUUGACCGAUGUGACUUUUUAUGAGCCACGACCUAGACACCGUUUCAAAAGUUUUUGCGAACAACAUAGAAUAUGCAGAGUCGCGUCAUCGUGUACGGCGGAGCCGGAGGUUUGGGAUCUGCGACCGUGGCCUUUUUGAAAUCUAAGGGUCUUGUAAGACUUUGUUUUUAUCUAACAAUUUCAGUGGGUGUGUUCUGUUGCGUCAAAGCUGAAUGUAGAUGCCGACGCCAAUGUUCUUAUCACUAAUAGAACCUGCCUCGAAGAACAAGACGCCGAAGUGAAAAAGGGUGUAAAGGAGGUUUUAGGCGACGAAUCAGUUGAUGCGAUAUUAUGCGUUGCUGGCGGGUGGGCUGGAGGCAGCUGCUCAACUAAAAGUAACUGUCACACUCUAAGGCUUACUUUCAAGGUUUUAUCAAAAAUGUGGACUGUGUAGUGCGACAGAGCAUUUGGUCCUCUUCCAUCGCUGCAUCUCUGAGCUGCUCCUACUUGCGUCCUGGCGGUACCCUGGUCCUCUCCGGUGCUUUGUCCGCAAUUCAUCCCACACCAGGUUUGUUUGGACCUGCCAUUCCCCACUUAAAUAUUUCUAUUCAUAUCAGUAAAUGUGGACUUGGCACUUUUGCGAAAUUUUCGUACUGGUUCCUAGCCAGUGCCGUCUCCGUCACUUCUGCUUUCUUUUUCCCCCGAAAACCUAACUUAACACAUUAUGUCCUCGUUUGUUUUGGGUUGGAAUUUUUAUAGACUGUACAGGCUUGCCCGCUUAGCGAGCUUACGGCCAUUCUGCUAACUGACACCUUUUUGGCUUCCCGCCUUUACGUUUAGAGCAUAACGUCUUCCCUUUGUUCUCCAGUUUUACCUAUGCAGUGACUGGUCGUGUGGUUGAGUGAUGGGCUGACCUCUUUGUUUCUUAUCAUAUUCGGACUAUUUUGAUACUACGAUACAAAACAUCGACUUUCCGACAAGAGUAUUCUAAUCACGUGCUGUUUCACGACGCCUCGGAAAUUCUCUCUACGCAUUUAAGUAACCAUAAGAGACAAAACUAACUUUGCUUGAUUGUUAUAUCUGCACUUAAUGAGUUACCGGGCACAUUUAAAUACUCUUACAGAAAAGCAAUAUAGCAGACCAAAUUCGACGACACUGUUUUAGACGUAAACAACGUAAUUUAAAUAAUUAUUGAUGCGGUCGUAAAAAAAACAGGACGCGACAACUUUCUUUAUUGUCUAGACAAACAGACCGCUUAGUCUCGCUCAGAACCGUCUUUAGGAUUUUUCCAAGCUUUCAAUUUCGACCGUAAUUUGUUAUCCGACCGUCAGUCAGUUGCCACUUGUUGUACACUCCUUGAUGUAAAGCUGCUCUUCCCUAAAAUCCUCAUACUUUUAUUUUAGGAAUGGUUGCAUAUGGAAUGGCAAAAGCCGCUGUCCACCAUAUGACUCAGAGCCUAGCAGCGAAGGGCAGCGGGAUGCCCCCUGAUGCUUUUGUUGCUGCAAUUUUGCCGUCAGUUUUUGCUGCUAUUUUUCCCUGUUGCCGUUUUUUGAUCUUGAAGCCGUUUUAACUUUUACGAGCCAUGCCGCUUGCACUUAUUGCUAACUCGCCUGCUUUUGGGAAACUAAUAAUAUGGCGUCUUUGCCUGCUGUACAAAUGUAGAUUAGUUUCGCUCCGAUGGCCGUUCCAAGUGUCAGUUUGUGCAGAUUUCUUCCCUUAAUUUUUACCACCGCCCCCUCCCAGAACGAGUAAUUAUGUUCGGAUAGCUUUCCUAGAAAGUCUCCCGGGCAGAAGUGCCCCCGCCUGUACACUGAUGAGAGGACAUUUUCCAGUUCAUUAUUUUGUUACCCACUUCUGCUUGAAAUACUGCUACACAUUUCAUCGACCAAGCUUGUACACCAGGGUUGGGCUGUAGAUCUUACGCUGUUGCUUUGUCGUCUUUCUCAGAUUCUACCAUUAUUCAAAUUUCAGGUCCACUCUUGAUACGCCUAUGAACAGAAAGUGGAUGCCGGAUGCCGACCAUUCCAAAUGGACACCACUAAACGACGUGGCUGAGUAAUUUCCCCAUUUCCUAUACGUCAAGCCAUAUUAGUGGUUUUCCGAGUUUCAGGUUCAAAAUGAUCAGCAUUAUGAGUAUUUCAUGUUCUUUUCAACGAUUGGUUGAUGACAGUGGUCCUAAAGGCUUGUUAAUAUCCCAAUCUAGCAUUUUUUUGCCUUUAAGGAGGAUAUUUGAAGGACUGUUUUGCGGGAUAGAUGAUGCCUACUAACAGUGCAGUAUGCCUGGCCUCCCAUACAAAUAGGCGUUAUUCGGGACCGGGUAAAUGUUUCAAUAAUCGUGUAGGCAAUUGUGCAGGCAGCUUCGUCUAAGCAUAAAAUGAGCCUUUUUCCGGUGUGUGAGAAGGUUUUCUCCUCGCCCCACUUGUCCAAAAUUUUGCUGAGGCCGGCAAUUCCGAAACUUUUUUUCGAAACAUUUGUUUUUUAAUGUGUUGCCAACGGACGCAGGGACGCUGGAACGGCUGUUUUGUAGCUUAUAUACCGUCAUUAAUCAAUAAUAACCUCUUCUGCAGACGGCAAACGUUUUCAAUUCCAAAAAUGAGCGAGAAACGGUCAUUCCAGCGUCCCUGUGUCUGUUGCUAUCACUGCUCACGAAGGUCGUGCACCCUCAGCUACGACGCAAAACAGGAACGUCUAUUUCCGUCCUGGAGUCAUAUAGAUCGGCCUAUAUCACUCACGCGUGACUUGCGAUCGUCUGGAAAGAGUGACAGACGUAUCCAAUCAUGCUGCAGCAUGACCGGAGAGCCUCAUCAGGGAAGGCUAUCAUGACCUUUUUCCCGUAGAAAUUGCACGGAUUUUAGUUGCUAAAGUCGUUUCUAAGCCGUCUUCAAACAUCCCUACACUUGUCGGUUUCUGGAGUCAUAACAGGUCUUAUCAGUCCGUAAAAGGAAGACAACUACCCUGCCGACUCAUCCUGCCAAAAAUCCAGACAAAAAUUAUCAUGUUUUCUGCGCAACCACUAGUGGGGAGCGAAAUGACAUGUAGUCUGUGCAGGCGGUACGGGUGCCCAUGGUCGAAAGGAAUCCUACGCGCGCCGUGAGUGCAUGAAAUUGUCUUAACUUUCUGCUAGCACAGCCUCUUAUUCGACUCCCGGGCCCUGGGUUGUGUUAUAAUCGUUUUAACGAGAUCGUAGCCAUUCGGGGAUCCCCGAAACGUUAUCGGCCUGAAUUCCUGAAUGAUAUACUAAGGACUGGCAAAGGGUCCGUUCAACAACGUAGUUCGCUUGUUGAGGGGAACGCAGUCUGCCCUUAACUCCUAUGAAUUGUUGUCUGCCUUAGAUUCGUCCGCUAUAUGCGAUGAGACGACUUCCAGGCAGUAAUUCAGAAUUAGGUUUCAUCACUCUCACAUCGAGUCCGUAGCAGCUUCAAUGUGAAGCCCAAUGCCCAUGGACCAGACCCAACGUUGCUGAGCAUAAUUCCACUUUUUUCACAAAAUACCAUAAUUUGAAAAUCUUGAUUCAGCUAGUACCGGGUCAUAAACUACUCCGAUUUAGCUGCAUGCAUAGGCCGCAUUGAAGUAGCUUCAGGGGUCUUAGCCGUAAUAUCAGUCAGGCGAGUCGCAUAUCGUCUGCAACACACAGUCCCGUUACCUCUUCCGGAAGUAAGGGGGAAUUGCUUUGCCCAUUGAAACUUUAUAAAUGCCGGAGGAUGUGUUAGAACCUGGUUUCGUUCUUGGGCGGACUGUGACGACCCACCCUCCGCGAGGCCGUCCGAAAGUCGGGGUUGCAUCUAGGUAUCGUUUAGAUAGACUUCCAUCAGAUACCAUUAAUUUCGCAGUUCCCGACUAUACAUUGGCGUGACUUCGCAGAUCAUUCGUCUUUGUCGUUAAAGACUGGCAUCUAUUAAAAAGAAGGCGAAGGCACGAUCACAGGGACAGUGAUCGUGCCUUCGUCUUCUUUUAAACAAGAACCUGGGAUGCGCAUAUUCUCUUCCACUGGCAUCUAUACCUGCGCAUAAUUCUGUUCCCACCUGCAGGGCGGUGUGAGAGCAGCUUCACUCAGAACGCAUCUGGUUCUCACCUCACUACCCCCUUGUCGAAUAAAACCAGUCAUUCGACCAUUUCUUCCAGUGCUUCCAUUGAGUUCCUACGGUCGUGAACUCAGAGGGUAUCAGGUGCCCACACAUCUGUCUUGAAGACAAAAACUGUUCCCCUAGACGGCAUUGCAAAAAGAUUGCCCGAGGCUGGUUUGGCCUGCAUUUUAAGUUAUUUUAAACGUGAGCGGACCUAACGGCCAAGUUCCUAAUCAGCAAUGUCACCGACGCCUCCAGGGAAUUGGAAAUAACGGUGCAGCACUGUUCAGGGGACGUAUGUUUGCUUAGAAUGAAGGGUCCUUUAUAUAAUUUUUUCCUUGAAUUCUAGAUUGUGUUACGACUGGAUGCAGGGAAAGGACAGACCGCCUUCUGGAAGCCUCGUCGAACUGAAAACUGAAGGGGGAAAGACGAGUGCGAUUCCUGUCAAACCGACUUAA